Messenger RNA from Vicia villosa (hairy vetch), 1223 nucleotides. RefSeq names its product probable prolyl 4-hydroxylase 9. The transcript is spliced from 8 exons. Gene Ontology annotation, cellular component: endoplasmic reticulum. Lineage: Eukaryota; Viridiplantae; Streptophyta; Magnoliopsida; Fabales; Fabaceae. Gene Ontology annotation, biological process: peptidyl-proline hydroxylation to 4-hydroxy-L-proline. The record is from RefSeq and is a predicted model, not a curated record. Gene Ontology annotation, molecular function: iron ion binding; L-ascorbic acid binding; procollagen-proline 4-dioxygenase activity. Bases 104 to 994 code for a protein of 296 amino acids.
AAAAUGAGAAAAUAGAAACCGAGGAGUUCAAUGAAUGUUUAGGUAGUUUAGUUAGAGCUUACAUUCAAGACUGAAUCAAACUUUUCUUCAAUCUAAAAUCCAAAUGAAAGCAAAAACGGUUAAAGGAAAUUGGAGCUUCAGAACGAACAAGCUCACCUUCCCUUACGUUUUCCUCAUAUGCAUCUUCUUCUUCCUCGCUGGAUUCUUCGGUUCAACUCUCUUCUCUCACUCUCAGGACGGUGAUGGAUAUGGCUUGAGGCCGAGACAGAGGCUGCUUGAAUCGGCGACGGAGAGUAAGUACAAUUUGAUGACUGCCGGAGAGUUUGGUGAUGAUUCGAUUACUUCGAUUCCUUUUCAGGUUUUGAGCUGGAAGCCACGAGCUCUUUAUUUUCCUAAUUUUGCAACUGCUGAGCAAUGUGAAACCAUAGUUGCUGCAGCAAAGGUAGGCCUCAAACCAUCAUCAUUAGCUUUGCGCAAGGGAGAAACUGCGGAGAAUACCAAGGGAAUUAGAACAAGUUCUGGUGUGUUUAUUAGUGCUUCUGAAGAUAAAACAGGGACUUUAGAUGUCAUUGAGGAGAAAAUUGCGAGAGCGACAAUGAUUCCUAGGAGUCAUGGAGAGGCAUUUAAUAUCCUACGCUAUGAGAUUGGUCAAAGAUAUAAUUCACAUUAUGAUGCAUUCAAUCCUACUGAAUAUGGCCCACAAAAGAGCCAAAGGAUGGCUUCUUUUUUGCUGUAUUUAACUGAUGUUCAGGAUGGUGGCGAAACUAUGUUUCCGUUUGAGAAUGGCUUGAACAUGGAUGGUAGCUAUGGCUACGAAGACUGCAUUGGUUUAAAAGUAAAGCCAAGACAGGGAGACGGGCUUCUAUUUUAUUCACUGUUCCCCAACGGUACAAUCGAUCAGACAUCACUGCAUGGGAGCUGCCCUGUGAUAAAGGGGCAGAAGUGGGUGGCUACGAAGUGGAUAAGGGAUCGUGAUCAAGAACAGGAUGAUUAGAUAAUUGGCGCCUGCAAUUCAGAUUCUGUUUUAUACAGGAUGAUUAAUGAUUAUCAGCCCAUGAUGUAAUUUAUGGUCAAUCAGAUCAGAUGAAUAAUCAAGGGAAAAUUUUGAUCACAUCUUGAUCAGAUGCUCAAAGUGUAUAACAAACGUGUAGUUUUACAAGUUGUAACUUUUUUGUCGAAUGGGUUCCAAUUAAAUUGAGCGGCCUCGUUAGCCUUUUCCACUU